Molecule: messenger RNA, 1749 nt
Organism: Amphibalanus amphitrite
Lineage: Eukaryota; Metazoa; Arthropoda; Thecostraca; Balanomorpha; Balanidae
Exons: 2
Coding region: 44-460 (138 amino acids)
Source: RefSeq, a predicted model, not a curated record
CUCUCGGCGUGCCCAGUCCGGCGCCGCCCGCUCUGCAGUCCCGAUGGCGCCGCCGCCGGCCCGGUCCGCGUGCGCCCGUCUGCUGGUCGGCCUGGCGGCGUUGCUGGCGCUGCACCACCGACCGCUGGCCUCCGCUGGCCCGCUGGCCGAACGGAGCUGGCUGGAGGGCGGCCAGCCGACCGCGCUGCUGCCCGUGCCUCGACCAGCGCCCCAGGUCGCUCCGGACUGGCUAACUCAGUAUGUCUCCGAUCUCCAUGACCGGAGUCAGCCGUCGGGGCUGGCAGCGCGGCCUCAGCAACCAGAGUCGGAGCUGCGGCUGAACGGCCUUCCGCGCAGCUCGGCCGCCGAGCUGCUGGAGCUGCUGCCCAUGGCGCGGCCGCCGGCGGCGCUGAGCAAGCGGCAGAUCCGCUACCACCAGUGCUACUUCAACCCGAUCGCCUGCUUCCGGAGGCGGAAAUAACACGACGGUCGGACGUGGGACCAUGACGAAGGUACCGGUAACCGGUGGCCACGCAGCGCUGGCGAAUUGCCAUACGACCUGGGUGAAGGGAUAGGAGCGUCCUGAAGAUCAGAACAUCGGGCAAUUGGCUGCUCCUGACGAGUUCGACGACUGUGACAGUAAAUAUCGGUGACGAUAAACUGUGAAAGCGAUUUCCAGAAGACACAAUGCAGUUCAGGAGGAAAUGGGAAAUCAUCAUUGUGAACGUUGCCAAUUAGAUUCGAAUGCAUUGCGUUUUUUGCGUAUCGCCCAACAUCGAUAUGGACAAUCCAUGAUAUUUGCUAUAGCUAUAGUUAAAUACUCGGUAAUUAGAAAAAGGAAUUCUUCGACCAUCGACUAGCCACAAAGUUCCGUUUUCUAUUUGACACCUCACCUUAAAACAGACAAUUCAAACAAUGUUAUUAAUAUCCAAACUGUUAUACGGGAAGCAUUUGAAUUAAAGAGAAUUGAAGAAGCUGAACCAGCAAUAUUGAACGUUUCGGUACGGAACCAUGUGUUGCCAAGGAGUCAUUCCACAUAAAGGGCUCUUGGCAUCACACUGAACGAAAGAAUUGUUUGCACAGCAAUAGCAUAUACCUAUUUCUUGUCACUUCUGAACGAAAGAGGCGAUGCAUGGUAAGCCCUGAAAGCAAGAUCUGGAGAAACUAUUGCUCGAAGUGAGUAAAAGAUACAACUGGCCACAGAUACCGACUUGUAGAAUAAUUCCCAACACAAAACAGCAUCCACACAUAAAGUUGGAAACACCAAGGAACUGGAUUCAAAAAGAUGACAGGGGAGAAUCAAAUUCAAAGUCCUUGCGCAACCAAAUGUGCACCAGGGUCGCAUCCCUCGCCAACAUUGGGCUGGUAAAAUCACGUGACUCAACUUCCGGACAGAGUGCGACUGGAGGGGAGGCUGGAAGAGGGCGACCGAGAUAACACCGGCGCCGGGCUCUCUGAGACCGCGACAGUCGGCCGAGGCCGGCGGUCAGCCAUCUGUAUCGCUCUCUAUAUGUACACGUGCCUACGGGCGCCGCCCGGCAGUCGCCUAGGGUGCCGGGCGGGCAGGUAUAGGCACUCGGACGCUGUGACCACAAGGAGGAGGUCACGUGACCCCACUAACGACGAAUGUGCUCUGGCCGGCGCGGCCGGCGGCGAGCCGCUUUGUAUCUCGGUGCGUGUCGUGUGUACAGUAGUUUGUUUUCGUGUCGUGUGGUGUGCUCCCAAGUAAGUAAACAUGUUGCAUUUAUCGUAAUACAUUUGUCGCAAAUA